Lodderomyces beijingensis is the source of this 615-nucleotide messenger RNA. The record is from the annotation of a GenBank genome assembly. Lineage: Eukaryota; Fungi; Ascomycota; Pichiomycetes; Serinales; Debaryomycetaceae.
AUGUCAAGUCUUGAAGAUAAAGUGAAGCAGCUAGAACUGUUGGUGGAGAAGCAAUCCAAGCUCAUAGCCUCGACGGGCCAGAAGUUGUUGGAACUACAAGUCGACCAUGUCAAAUCCAAAAUGGCUCAACUAGAUACGGCCAAGCCCGCUGCUUCGACGCAGCUUGACACAGACGACUAUGUGACAAACGAAGAUGUUGUCCAAUUGGUCACCGAGCUUCAGAGUCAGUUGGAUUUUCUUGAAGAUAGAACUUUGCGCCGGACUUAUAAUGCGUCACUUCGUGAGGAUACAGAAAAGAUUGCACCGCUUAGCAACAAGGAUGGAGACUUUCCCACUUUUUCAAUCCCUGAAACCUUUGGAGGAUUCAAGACGUUGAAAAGACAGCAGAUUUUGAAGAUGGGUGUCUUUUACGAGAUAAUCUUGCCGAACGAGAACGAAAUCACGGAGACUCUUGCCAACGGCAGCGCCAGCAAAAACGAUAUAAUUGACCUCGCUUCGAACAAGGACGUUUCCCAACUAGAAGCUCAGUUUGACGAGGACCAGACGAAUGAAGUGUAUGAUGAAUUGGCCCGGUACUUUGGUCUCAAGCAUCGUCGGCGAAGCGAUGGAUGGUAA